CGAGCUCUGGUUUGUGGAAGGAAAGCCAGCGAAUUGAAUGGCUUGCUUCCCCUUUGUAUAGAGCAGAUCCUGUCGUAUUCGGGUUCGAUCGGAGUACUUUUGCUCGGAUCGUUAGUAUGCUGAGCCCAGUCCGCGAACUGAUCCUGCCAUCUCCCCCACCUUAAUGCCCUCCUCAACGGCCCUACAACCGACUUUGAUCUGGCGAACAUCAUUCAGGUCAAGCAGUACUAGCUAGUUCUCUUUUACCAAGCCUCCCAUGGCGGGCGACCACGAGGAUUCCUCCCCAACCUCAGACAGCGACUGGGCCUCGAGCGAUGAUGCAUCGCUAGACGUAACUACUCUAGCUUCAAGCGUUCUCAAUUAUGUAUACAAGAAUGGCCGGCGAUAUCAUGCCUACCGCCCAGGCACGUAUUUAAUGCCGAACGACGACGAGGAGCAAGACCGAAUGGACCUCCUCCACCACAUCUACGCCCUGAUCCUCGACGGCGAGCUUCAUCUCGCUCCCAUCAAAUCCCAUCCGGAGCGAGUCCUAGAUCUUGGAACCGGCACAGGAAUCUGGGCGAUAGAUUUUGCCGAUCAGUAUAAAUCCGCAGAAGUAUUAGGAAAUGAUCUCAGCCCUAUCCAGCCUAGUUGGGUCCCCCCAAACUGCCAAUUCGAAGUCGACGACUACGAAGCAGACUGGGUCUACUCCCGCCCGUUCGACUACAUCCACGGCCGUGAACUUGCCGGCGCAGUCAGCAACUUCGAUCGCCUCUUCCGCCAGGCCCUCACGCACCUCAAACCAGGCGGGUACCUCGAGCUGCAAAGCUUCCGCGUCGAGGUCUACGCCGACGACGACUCGUUAGACCGAGCGCCCUACACGACGAAAAUGUGCGCCCUGAUCCAAGAAGCAAGCGCCAGGUUUGGAAAGCCCAUGGCGAACAUGGAUGAGUGGGCAGAUAAGAUGAUACAUGCUGGGUUCGAGGAUGUGACGUGCAAGAUCUUCAAGGUGCCAAUUAGUCCGUGGCCGCAGGAUCGGAAGAUGAAGGAGAUUGGGAAGUAUUUUCAGGCGCAGCAGAUGCAAGGGAUUACGUCUUAUGUGCCGGAGUUGUUGUCGAUGAUGUUGGGGUGGGGGAAGGAGGAGGUGGAUGUUCUGAUGGCGCAUGCUAAGAGGGAAUUGGUGGAUACGGCUGUGCAUCAGUAUGGGAAGUUGUAUUUUGUUUACGGGAGGAGGCCGGUGAAGUAGGACCUUUUCUCUUGGGAUAUUAAGUGACGAUGGUUGGAAAUAUAAUUGAUUUUGAAAUA
Aspergillus alliaceus is the source of this 1284-nucleotide messenger RNA. Its product is annotated as class I SAM-dependent methyltransferase. The coding region runs from base 257 to 1225 and encodes 322 amino acids. NCBI's taxonomy places the organism in Eukaryota, Fungi, Ascomycota, Eurotiomycetes, Eurotiales, Aspergillaceae. The record is from RefSeq and is a predicted model, not a curated record. Gene Ontology annotation, molecular function: methyltransferase activity. The transcript has 8 exons.